UUAAGCAUUGCAGGCUGUAUGUACCGAGUAGUUCAGACGACGGGACCAGAUGGAAAAAACCUUCUGAAAUUACUUCCAAUUUCUAAAUCUUCAGCAAGCUUUGUGCCGAUAGUUCAGUCUUCAGCCAUGCCAAAUAAUUCUAAAGCGAAUAUUUCUAAUCCGGUUCAUCUUACUUUUAAGACCCAGCUUCCCAAUACUACUACACCUUCAUCUGUCAAGAUACCUGUUUUUCAGUCUGCUAAUCCGGGAAAGAUUAUUCUUACAAGGACAAUAGACAAACAGGAAAGUGUUAGAGCAUCUUCUGAAAAAGAAAGUUUGACUACAAAAUCAGCUGCUAACGUCCAAAGCAGUUGUGUUUCAGUGGAUAGACUGUCUUUACAGAACAUUGCUGUAACAAGUUCUUCUAACCAGAGUAACACUGCAUACAUGUUGGUAAACACAAAAAGUCUGCCAGUGUCUGUGAAAACUCCAGUAUUGCCCUCUGACCACCACCUCCAGAUACCAGCUGAUGCAGAAGUGAAAUCUGUUCCAGCUUCUUUUUUGCCACCUGCGAUACAGCAAAAAAUUCUUGCAGCUGCAGCAACGAAUGUAUCUGGAGGAGCGGACAGUACGAACAUGCCAACUGUUAUUUACGUGUCGCCAGUGAACACAGUGAAAACAGUACUUCCCAAGCGUCUGCAAACCAUUUGCCCCAAACCUGCCACAGAAGUUUCAAAACCAUUAAUAAUGACAGCUGCACAAAAGGCGAGUAGUUCUCAUCCAGAAACAGUGACAUCUGAUGGUCAGCAGUGCCAGCAAGCUCCAGUGAAAUGGAUUGUGCAGUCGCGUUCACAGUCGUCAGCGCCUUGCCUUAUUCCGGUAAAGUCAUCAAAUAACGUGGCUUCCAAGAUCCUGAAAACAUUAGCAGAUAUGAAAAAUGUAGAAGACAAUUCCGCAAAUAUUUUACCGCUUUGUUCCAGUAGCUCUGCUGGAAGCCAAAGAAAAAUCACCUCUGUUAAAGAUAACGCUCUGGUCAUGUAUAAUGGGAAAGUCUAUUUGUUGACUAAUAGAGGCUCUGACGUUUUGACAGCCCAAGCUGACAAACAAGCGAUAUCUUCUGAUGCUUCACUUAGAAAGGAGGCGUCCAAACUAAUGGAUUCUAAUGCAGUCACUAAAAUAACCAGUAAAGUGGUGAAUCUCGUCUUGUCAAAAAACAAAGGAGUGGUGCUGUCUCAGAAAGAUCUGAAAAUGUGUCUAAAUUCGGAAGUUGCUUCAGCAGCUGAUUUAAGAAAAGACUUGAAGUCUGCACCUGCAGUUCCGGUGACACCAAGUACUGAUCAGCAGAAUUCCACUGUAAACCAGGAUAAGAGUUUGCCCAUCACCCAGAGCAUUUCAAGUGGAGUGACCCCUAUUACCAAAGUAGGGACCCAGAAAAAUGUAUGCCAGAAUGACAAAGAGAAGAGCCCUUCUCCCAAAGCAGCCACGUCUGCUUUACCUCACUCUAAACAAAAGAGUGCUUUCGGUGAAGAAUGUCAAAAGAUCCAGUUUGAGAAGAUGGAUUCACCAGGAAAGGUUAUUCAAAUCAAACACCAAGAGAAGCCACAUUGGAAACAAUACAUGGAAUUAAGGAAAAAAUUUGGCCUCUCUAAAGAGGAGAGAGUAUACCUUAGGAGAAUACCCUUAAAGACCUCCUGUGAGAUAUCGGAAGGAGUGUGUUCCAGUAAUAGCUCAAAAAGGAGAAAUGAUUCUAGCAGUUCAUCGUCAUUAGAUUUGGAAAUAAUAAGUCAACCUCAAGAAUGUGUUGAACAGCAAAAGAUAAUUGUGGAUCUGGAAGAGGAUUUGUCUAAGAAAAGAAAACUGAAAUCCUCACCACUGUCAGACACGGGAAAAAGAAGGAAAACAUCAGUCAGAUCAACCACGAGUACAAACCCAGACAAAAGUAGCCCCAGUUCUGUAGUACUUAAUGAAAGUGUUUCACCUCCACCAGUCCUGGUGCAGCAGAGUAUUUCCACAGGCUCUGUUUUAUCUCCCCUGGGAAGGGAGUCUGAGCAAGACCCAUGCUCUCAAAAUAGUGACAUUACAGACUCAAGUAUUCCGAUUUUAGUGUCUUGUGAAAAUGAUGUUUCAGCUAUUGAAGGUUCCUUCAGAGAUGACACUUUCCCUUUGACUCCCCCAGACUUGGAUGAAACAAUUAGGGAUGAAAAAAUAAAACGACUUAAGCAGCUCUUAAGAGAACGAGAAGCAGCACUAGAAGAAAUGCGCAGAAAGAUGCAGCAAACCUGAAAUACUGAAUCUGAUCUGGAAGACAUUCAGCUUCACUUCAGUGACUGCCACAAGGAAUUCUAUGC
Messenger RNA from Tinamus guttatus (white-throated tinamou), 2327 nucleotides. The record is from RefSeq and is a predicted model, not a curated record. NCBI's taxonomy places the organism in Eukaryota, Metazoa, Chordata, Aves, Tinamiformes, Tinamidae.